Drosophila serrata is the source of this 1428-nucleotide messenger RNA. RefSeq lists its product as uncharacterized. The record is from RefSeq and is a predicted model, not a curated record. NCBI's taxonomy places the organism in Eukaryota, Metazoa, Arthropoda, Insecta, Diptera, Drosophilidae.
UGACCUUAUUUGUUCCUAAUGUCAAAAUUACAAAACUAUGUUCAUUAUUUGCUAAUAACACAUACAAGCCGAAACACUUCCCAUAAACUAGAGAUUUGUGUUGAUUAAACGACUAAAUAGUGUUCCAUAUAUCGUCUGCGUUAGACGACGUAUUGAAGUUCUAAUUGGGUAUAAACAGAGAAAAGAGCAGCUCUUAAAAAUGGCAUUUCUGGGUCACAUUGACUGCGAAGGAACCAUGAUCAGUCGUGAGCUUUUCUGCAGCGGUGGGUCCAAGAACCAAUCGCAACAGGAUGAUAUCGAGACAAUCGAGGGUUCCAGGACCUACAUCAAGACCUUUGACCAGAAGAGCCUGCUGCAGGCUAUGGGCAGUCCCAGCACGGUGCGCUAUGUGGCCAGCUCCGAGUCGUCCAGCGAAAUGCAUUCAUUGGACGAGACGGAGAGCUCCAUUUUGCGCCGCUGUUUACUCGAAUCCCAAAGGACACUGUUGGCCGAAAACGAGGAAUAUGCAGACGAUCAAGAGCUUGAAACCGAAACAAUUUGCCUGCAUCUAGGAAGUCCUAGGAGUAGCAGUGGCAGCAACAAUACCUCAAGCAACAGAUCAAGCAACUCUCGCGAAUCCGAGGACCAGGAGAAGAGCUCAACCACCUCCAUGUGCAGCUGGGAGGAGGCCAUGUCCCGGGGUGAGAGCUCCCAGGAGGAGACUCGCAAUUUCAGUGUGCCUUCACUACACCUGGGUUCCCAUCGGGGCUCGGCUCCGAUGACCUAUACCCGUCGCCUUCAUCCGCAGCGACUGGAAACCGCCGAUGAGGCCUACGAGAACUGGCUGUCGGCCAAGCAACAGCAGGCCAAAUAUCGUCGCCAGGCGGAGCAAAAGUCCAAGGAGGAGCAACUGCAGCGAGCGGAGCUGCGUCAGCGGUUGUCCCAGGAGCGGUACGAGCAGUGGUGUCGCCAAAAGACACUGCAAUCCCUUGCAGAACAGCAACACAAGCAACCAAAGUCUGCUCGAAUCCCAGAGAGUAAAUCCAAUCCAGCAACCACAGAUUCCCGCCUGCUGCAAUGGGAGCGGGAAAAACUGAGGCUGGCGGAGAGGCGUCUCCAGCUGCGGAAUGCCGAGCAACGGAGACAGCAGGAAAACCUAAAGCGUCAACAGCAGGCGGAUCAAGCCUUCCAGCGAUGGAUGAGCCAUGUGGAUCAGCGACCCAAGCCAGUGCCCAGCAGUCAAGGAAUCAACUCUCUGAGAGGCACCAUCUCCGAACUCUACAUCAAUCCCAAUCGGUGGGUGGACUGAGGCUGGGAUUGGGGUCAACAGGACUCUUGAAAGGCGAGAGUGGUGUGGCAGCCUAGUUUCCUGAGCUGCGUAGUCAAAGUUUGAACCAAGUUAAUCUAUAUAUUUACCCAUUUAACACUAUUAAAUAGCAUAUAAAACCA